AACGAGGUUCGGCUUCUAGCCGCCAUAAGUGUUGUUCGACUAGUAGGAUUAAUAAUUCGGACAUUUUUUCGACGAAACUAAAAUAUCUUGAUUAAAAAUUUGUGAACACUGAUUGAAACACGUACAUUGGAUCUAAAUUGUCGAGUCGACUGUUCGUUAUAUCGCGUAAUAAUUCGAUCGUGUAGUAAUAAAGCUGUGUAAAAAAUUCCUGGCUUCCGGGAGGAGUGCAUUUUCGGUAGAGGAGUUCGUUGAUUGUCGACAUUGCCAAUACGCACAUGUCGUGGUCGUCCUAAAACAGGUAUUCCUGUUACUAAAAAAUUUAAAUUCAAUUUUUUAAUCAUCAGUAAUAGGCGCUAAAUAACAUUAGUUCGAUCAAUUUUCAAAAGAAAAUAUUUAACAAUACAUUAUCGUCGAAUAUAUUUAUUUUUGUUUGCGUUUGAACAAAAACAAGCAGAUAAAGUUAUCGAUUUAAGAAAGAUCAUUUUCAAACCUGUGGCAGUCUCAUCGUAGAUUGUUAUUUAUUUUUUGAGUUCCAUGUUUCUCAAAUUAAAAAUUAAAGUCAUCAAGGAUGGAUCAGAUUAGCCAUAGAUAUCAACCACCGCCAGGAUACCACAUUUUCAAAUUACGUGUUGCCGACCUUCCCGACAAAGAUUUCAUCGAAGUUGAAAUUUCAGCCGAUCAGAUAUCAACAUACCACGACUUUUUAAAAUUUUGUUGUUACGAAUUUCACAUUCCGUCAACAGAUUACGUGGAAAAAAUUCGCAAAUUGCCCUCGACACGAGUACGAAAUGACGCAGACAUAAAGAGGUUUCAAACGUUUGAAUCUUUUGAGCUUGUUUUAGUAAGUCCUGAACGGCUUAAUCAAGCUUACGCAGGUUUAAUUUGAUUAUAAUUAAAUUCUAGUCGA
Messenger RNA from Tribolium madens (black flour beetle), 907 nucleotides. Its product is annotated as putative ANKRD40 C-terminal-like protein. NCBI's taxonomy places the organism in Eukaryota, Metazoa, Arthropoda, Insecta, Coleoptera, Tenebrionidae. The transcript is spliced from 2 exons. The record is from RefSeq and is a predicted model, not a curated record. Bases 569 to 886 code for a protein of 105 amino acids.